Molecule: messenger RNA, 1496 nt
Organism: Indicator indicator
Lineage: Eukaryota; Metazoa; Chordata; Aves; Piciformes; Indicatoridae
Gene: KLF4
Product: KLF transcription factor 4
Exons: 4
Coding region: 22-1359 (445 amino acids)
Biological process (GO): regulation of transcription by RNA polymerase II
Molecular function (GO): DNA-binding transcription factor activity, RNA polymerase II-specific; RNA polymerase II cis-regulatory region sequence-specific DNA binding
Source: RefSeq, a predicted model, not a curated record
CAGCCCCCCGGCGAGUGCGAGAUGGCGCUCAGCGGCACGCUCCUCCCCUCCAUCGCCACCUUCGCGGCGGGCGCCGCGGGCCGUGAGAAAGCGGCGCGGCCCGCGGGCCCCGGCAACCGGUGGCGGGAGGAGCUGUCACAGCUGAAGCGGCCGCCGCCGGCGCUGGCGGCACAGCCCGUGGAGGUGCCGCCGUCGGAGCUGGAGUCCGCCGCCGCCCUGGGGCCGCGCCGCGACGCUGAUGAGUUCAACGAGCUGCUGGACUUCGACUUCAUCCUCUCCAACUCCCUCAUACACCAAGAGCCCGCCGCCGCCGCCGUCGUGGUGGCUCCCGCCGCCUCGGCCCCUGCCGCCAGCCCCUGCCCCGCUGGGCCCUUCGCCUACCCGCUACAGCGGCCCGAGCCCGCCGGACUUCUCUACGGUGGCGGCAGCCGCGACGGGACUCCCGCUGCCGGCCCCGCUACUGCUUUCAACCUGGCCGAUAUCACCGACGUGUCCCCCUCAGGAGGCUUCGUUGCUGAGCUCAUGCGGCCCGACCUGGAUCCAGUGUACCUGCCGGCGCCGGCGGCGCUGCCGGCCCUGGGUAGCCUGCAGGGCAAGUUCGUGGUGAAGGCCGUGGGCGAGUACAGCCACCCGGGGCUUAGCCCCAAAAGCGGCCCCUCAGCUGCUGCGCCACAGCCCAAUACAGAGGGCCCCGGGGCUCCCUACAGCCCCUUGCCACGGAUGUGCCCCAAAAUCAAGCAAGAGGCUGCCCCGCCGUGUACGCUGGCACCAGCACCACCACCGCAUGGGAGUGGUCUCCGAGGAGUCCCACAACAUGACUUCUCUCUGGGCCUCCCACUGUCUGCCCGGACUACACCUUCUCUGGGGUCUGACGAGAUGCUGAGCAGCAGAGACUGUCUCCCUGCAGCCCCAGGUCUGAGCCACCCACCACUGCCACUGCCCCCAGGUUACCCCCCAGCACCCGGUUACCCCACCUUCCUGCCUGAGCAGCUGCCACCCCCCGCACUUCAGUACCAAGAGCUGAUGCCACCGGGAAGUUGUUUGCCUGAGGAGACCAAACCCAAGAGGGGACGGCGGUCAUGGCCUAGAAAAAGGACAGCCACACAUACAUGCGACUACGCAGGCUGUGGCAAAACCUACACCAAGAGCUCUCAUCUCAAGGCACAUCUGAGAACCCACACAGGUGAGAAGCCUUAUCACUGUGACUGGGAAGGCUGUGGAUGGAAGUUUGCCCGAUCAGAUGAACUUACUCGUCACUACAGAAAACACACAGGCCACCGCCCUUUUCAGUGCCAGCGGUGUGACAGAGCAUUUUCCAGGUCGGACCACCUUGCCUUACACAUGAAAAGGCACUUCUAAUUGGAAGCAACAGAUCUUUCCCCAGCUACCGUAGAGAUUCAGUAUUUAUAGCACAAGGACUGAUUUCUGCAAAAUGGGGAGAACGCAGUUUAAGCACUACAGACAAUUGAGGUGAAGUCUUCCAAAGAGUGGAAAAG